Messenger RNA from Syngnathus acus (greater pipefish), 2998 nucleotides. RefSeq names its product solute carrier family 15 member 1-like. The transcript has 23 exons. Gene Ontology annotation, cellular component: membrane. Bases 124 to 2310 code for a protein of 728 amino acids. Gene Ontology annotation, molecular function: dipeptide transmembrane transporter activity. Lineage: Eukaryota; Metazoa; Chordata; Actinopteri; Syngnathiformes; Syngnathidae. The record is from RefSeq and is a predicted model, not a curated record. Gene Ontology annotation, biological process: oligopeptide transport; transmembrane transport.
CUCCAGCUAUCAACAGAUGGGAGGUUAUAAAGGCUCACCUUGUUCGCUUCAAGUUUGAAGAGACUUUACUUAUGAAGGGAUUUGAGCUGUGAGAGGAAAAGAUCUCAUCAUACACAUUCAGCCAUGGCAGGAAAAGAUGAAAAGGGGAAGUCCAAGUCAAAAAGUGCUUUGGUGUGCGGCUACCCAAUUAGCAUCUUUUUUAUUGUGGUCAAUGAGUUCUGCGAGCGCUUCUCGUAUUAUGGCAUGCGAGCUGUGCUGGUGCUUUACUUUAAGUACUUUCUGAGGUGGGAUGAUGACUUGGCCACAACAAUCUACCAUACCUUUGUUGCCCUCUGCUACCUGACCCCAAUCCUGGGUGCCAUUGUGGCCGACUCUUGGCUCGGCAAGUUCAAGACUAUCGUAUACCUGUCCAUUGUGUACGCAUUGGGGCAGGUGGUCUUGGCAGUCAGCGCCGUCCAUGACAUCACCGACACCGACCAUGACGGGACCCCGGACAACAUGACCUUCCACGUAGCUCUGUCCGUGGUGGGUUUGUUGCUCAUAGCCCUGGGAACAGGAGGAAUCAAACCUUGUGUUGCAGCUUUUGGUGGAGACCAGUUUGAAGACCAUCAGGAGAAGCAGAGAAGCACUUUUUUUUCAAUUUUCUACCUGUCCAUCAAUGCAGGCAGCCUGCUGUCCACUGUCAUUACCCCUAUCCUCAGAGCUGAGGAGUGUGGAAUACACAGCCAACAGAAAUGUUACCCGCUGGCUUUUGGUGUACCCGCAGCCCUCAUGGUUGUUGCUCUGAUUGUAUUCAUUGUGGGAAGUGGAAUGUACAAUAAGACGGCUCCUCAAGGAAACAUCAUGGUAAAGGUCUGCAACUGCAUCGGGUUUGCUAUCGCUAACCGUUUCCGGCAUCGUCAUUCGACAUACCCGAAAAGAGCACACUGGAUGGACUGGGCUGAAGAAAAAUAUGAUAAACUUCUGAUUGCCCAAGUAAAGAUGGUGGUUAAGGUGCUGUUCCUCUACAUCCCUCUACCAAUGUUCUGGGCUCUCUUUGACCAGCAGGGAUCAAGAUGGACCCUCCAGGCGACGACCAUGAACGGUGACUUUGGAGUCCUUGUCAUCCAGCCUGACCAGAUGCAGACGGUCAACCCCAUCUUGAUCCUGGUUCUGGUGCCAAUUGUGGACAGUGUGGUCUACCCACUCAUCUCCAAGUGCAAGUUAAACUUCACUCCUUUGAAAAGGAUGACCGUGGGGAUGUUACUCGCCGCUUUGGCAUUUGUUGCUGCAGGCCUGGUUCAGAUCCAGAUUGAUCAAUCCCUGCCCACCUUUCCAUCCGGCACUGAGAGCCAAGUGAAGUUUCUCAACAUGCUGGACAGGCCUUUAGACAUCAAGGCUGGGCCACAAUCUUUUAAGUUGGAUGCUUUCACGGCCAACAAUGACUACCUGACCUUCGAAGACUCAUUUUCUUUGGAACUGGGCCCGGGCGCCAUUUAUCCAAUCAGCCCAAGUGACAGGUCUCGGAGUACUGUUGUGAUCCUUCAGGAUGGGCCUCUGCCUAGACCUGUAGUGUUUGAUGACAUCACGGCCAAACCGGAGGAGGGUGCUAAUGCUAUAAGAUUUUUCAAUGGCCUUGGCUCUACGUUAAAUAUAACAGUUGGCAAUCUGGACUUCAAGGGGGUUAGUGCUUCAAACAUGUCAAAAUAUUUGACACUACCACACGGGAAUGCGGAGUUCCUGAUCAAGAACAAUACAGGAGAAGUGUGUGUCUACAACCAGCAGCUUGGCUUCGGCAGCUCAUACGUCUUGAUCAUCCCGCCCACUUUCACAUUUGGACCAAAUUGCGGACAGGAGAUCCGUCAGGUGAUAGACAUCAGACCAAACUCGGUCCACAUGGCCUGGCAGAUUCCGCAGUACUUCCUAAUCACUGCAGGAGAAGUGGUGUUUUCUGUUACAGGCCUGGAAUUCUCCUACUCACAGGCACCCAGCAACAUGAAAUCAGUGCUGCAGGCCGGUUGGCUGUUAACUGUUGCUGUUGGUAAUAUCAUUGUGCUCAUUGUUGCCGAGGCAGCAACGCUUGAAGAUCAGUGGGCCGAGUAUAUUCUCUUUGCAUCCUUGCUGGUGGUGGUGUGCAUCACUUUUGCAAUCAUGGCCUACUUCUACACGUACACUGACCCAAGCAAGAUCGAAGCUCAGUUCAGAAGGAUGGACCCUGAGGAUAAAUGGAAGAACAUGGAUGGAAAGGACUCAGUUGAGCGUGGUAAAGAAGAAAAGUAUGCAGAUUCCAGCUCAGAUGAGGAGGAAGAAAUCACACAGACCAAGCUGUGAAAAAAUGGAAAGGUUCAGACCCACAGUAUUUACCUUUGUAUUCACACGCUGCUGGUUCUGUGUUCAUUGUCUUUCGUCGAAUGUCAAGAGUGACUCGAUCCGUGUUUGGUAAAAUGAUUUACGAUUUGCAGGAGGUACGUUUCUAUGCAGGUGUAUUCUAGUCUGUCCUGUUACUGUAAAUUCACUAUCAAAUGGCUUAUUUUGCACUAUGUUGCAGCAACUUAUCAUUGCCAUUUUUAUUUUUGUUUGUAAUGUUCUGGCACGUAAUGGCAUUGUCGCUUUGUAAUCACUGGUCUGGCACCAGGCGUCCAAGCAUAUUCCAGGUGUUGCCAGGAGUAUGAAUCAUUUGGGCUUGACUGUUGACUGGAGAUGCAAAUCUCCCAUAUGGAUGUCAUGUCAUGUCACAAACAAGACAUAUCAUUUGAAACCAUAUUAUGUAGCAAUUUUACGUGGGUAAUUUUAUAGUUUGGGGUGCCAGGAUAACUUGGCAGGAAUCUAAUAUGUCUUUUAAGUGCAGCUUGGUAAAAGAUAAGUGAAAAACUAAAGUAACAGGAACAUGUUGAUUUAAUUCAAAAGAUAAAGAGCUGAUGCAGCCUAAUGUAAAUAUAAUCGUAAUCUUAAGGAAAUAAAAAUAUUGUGGGAUUAGUUUGCUAAUACUAACAGUGAAUAAAGAAGUUGUAAGUUGGUG